Messenger RNA from Myodes glareolus (Bank vole), 1022 nucleotides. RefSeq names its product centromere protein M (gene Cenpm). The record is from RefSeq and is a predicted model, not a curated record. NCBI's taxonomy places the organism in Eukaryota, Metazoa, Chordata, Mammalia, Rodentia, Cricetidae.
CCCGCCCACUGGAGGCGGGACUCCGGGAGGUUUGAAAGCGCGGCGCGCUGAGCUGGGUGGCUCGGCUACCGCCGAGAUGUCGGUGCUGAGGCCGAUGGACAAGCUGCCCGACCUGAACCGGGCCACCAUCUUGCUGGUGGGCACGGAGGAUGCGCUUCUGCAGCAGCUGGCGGAGUCCAUGCUCAAAGACGACUGUGCGUCCGAGUUGAGGGUCCACUUGGCCAACUCCCUCCCUUUGCCCUCCGACGCGAACCGGCCCCGAAUUGACCUGAUUGUGUUUGUGAUUAACCUUCACAGCAAACACAGCCUCCAGAAGGUAGAGGAAUCUCUGAAUCAUGUGGACAGUCGCUUCUUCCUGGGGAAAGUCUGCUUCCUCGCCACAGGGGCUGAACGGGAAAGCCACUGCAGCAUUCACCGGAACACUGUCAUAAAGCUGGCCCACACCUACCGAAGCCCCUUGCUCUUCUGUGACUUAAAGCACGAGAGUUACUGGUAUGCGCAGCCGUGUACAACUUUUGACAUGGCUGCUAGGAUCAGAACACAUGCUUGUUCAGCAUUACCCACCAAACCAGCUCUGGAGCCCCAGAAGUGCAUUUGCAUUGGUGGAGAGCUGUCGAGCCACCAUGGCCCAGCGCCUGGUACGCAUGCUGCAGAUCUGCGCUGGCCACGUGCCCGGUGUCUCAGCGCUGAACCUGCUGUCCUUGCUGAGGUGCUCCGACAGCCCCCUGUCCAAGGAGUCGUGAGCACUGCUGCCCUCCCCGCAUGUGGCUCUAGCUCCGUAAGCAAGCACUGUUGGUGAAGACAGUCAGGGCCUGACAGACCCGGGAGGCAGCCUGCUCACUGCAGGGCUGAGUGAGCUCCGCUCCACUAUGCAGUGUGGUGCUGGGCAGGAAUGGGGAAGGGAGCCCCAUGGUUGGAAUCCCAUGCCUCCCAAUUCACCCCACAGAGACCCAUAUCUUCACCUGUCUGGCGGGCUACAUCCGCUGAAGAUUUCUUUGGAACAAAGAGCCAUGACGUAAAAA